Messenger RNA from Lactuca virosa, 2244 nucleotides. NCBI's taxonomy places the organism in Eukaryota, Viridiplantae, Streptophyta, Magnoliopsida, Asterales, Asteraceae. The record is from the annotation of a GenBank genome assembly.
CUAUCUAUUUUCCUUUUUGGCUCAUGUUAUAUACAAAUAAAAGGAAAAUGACAUUGAGAAGAGGUGUAAGACUUGGAAGCAGCCAAGGGACUUCGCCAUGGCAUUUUUCUGAAUACCACCACCGGUUCUCCUUUUGGAGGCCUAGUCAUUGCUUGAUUCUCUAUUCCUAAGCUCGCCGCACCCACUCAUACGCAUCUCAUUAAGCCCUAACCUAAACCCUUCAAACCCUCUUCUCUAUCUGUUUCUACUUGGUUCUUCAUAGACUUCUGUUAGAGUUUCAUAAAAGAAGGCAUCAGAUCCUCAACGAUUUCAGUUCUAGCAGGGAGAGCUAAGCCACCUAGUUAGCUCUCUCAGCUUAUUACAACACCUCAGGGUUAAUUAAUUUAGUGGGUUUCUAGCAGCAAACAAUCAAUCUGUUUCAAUGGCAGCAGCUACACACUUGUGUGGAAUCAAGGCUCCUUAUUGUUUUUCAAAGAAGGCUCUACAUUCCCAAUCUUUUUGCUCACAGAAGAGACUCAAUUUUGAUCUGCUCACUGAAUCGUGUGGGACAUUAAGAGUUUCAUAUCCAAGCAAGGGAAGAGGAGGACUAAGGGUUGUUUGUGAUGCGAGAAAGAAUGAUGUUUUGGUACAAAGUGAACCCAAAAGUCAAGGUUUGGAAGAAUCAAUUAACCAGCUAUCAUGUGUGAUGAAGUUUGGUGGAUCUUCAGUAGCCUCAGCAGAUAGGAUGAAAGAGAUAGCUGAACUCAUCCUCAGUUUUCCAGAAGAGAAUCCUGUGAUUGUCCUCUCUGCUAUGGGGAAGACUACCAACAAGCUUAUAGUGGCUGGAGAAAAGGCUGCAAGCUGUAUUUCUGAUGUUUCUGAAAUAGAUGAGCUGACCUUUGUGAAAGAACUGCACUACAGGACAGUGGACGAGCUUGGAUUAGACAAAUCACUCAUAACAGACCACCUAGAAAAAUUAGAGAGACUUCUGAAUGGGAUUGCUGUACUUAAAGAUAUGACUCCACGUGCAAGAGACUACUUAGUGUCAUUUGGGGAAUGCAUGUCCACAAGAAUAUUUGCAGCAUACUUGAAUAAAAUCGGUGUCAAAGCUCGCCAAUAUGAUGCAUUUGAUAUUGGGUUCAUAACAACUGAUGACUUUACUAAUGCGGAUAUUCUAGAAGCAACCUAUCCAGCUGUAGCAAAUAAACUACACAGUGAUUGGAAUAAUGAUCCUGCAAUCCCUAUUGUUACUGGCUUCCUUGGAAAGGGUUGCAGAACUUGUGCAAUCACUACAUUAGGCAGAGGUGGUAGUGAUUUGACUGCCACAACCAUCGGUAAAGGAUUAGGCUUGCGAGAAAUUCAGGUGUGGAAAGAUGUAGAUGGUGUUUUGACAUGUGAUCCCAACAUAUAUCCAGGUGCAGAACCUGUGCCUUAUUUAACUUUUGAUGAGGCUGCUGAACUUGCAUAUUUUGGUGCUCAGGUUCUUCAUCCACAGUCUAUGAGGCCUGCAAGAGAAGGUGAUAUUCCAGUCAGGGUUAAAAAUUCUUACAACCCUAAUGCUCCAGGUACCCUCAUCACUAAGUCAAGAGAUAUGUCAAAGGCGAUACUGACUAGCAUUGUUUUGAAACGUAAUGUGACCAUGUUGGAUAUUGUUAGCACUCGUAUGCUUGGUCAAUUUGGAUUCCUGGCUAAGGUAUUUUCAACUUUUGAAGAUUUGGGUAUUUCGGUUGAUGUUGUAGCCACUAGUGAAGUUAGUAUUUCUUUAACAUUGGAUCCUUCAAAGCUUUGGAGCAGGGAGUUGAUUCAGCAGGAACUUGAUAAUAGGUCAUCACUUAUAUUGGAGAAGGUAUUUCAUGUUCUUCGUACAAAUGGAGUGAAUGUUCAAAUGAUAUCUCAAGGAGCAUCCAAGGUGAAUAUAUCGUUGAUAGUUAAUGACAGUGAGUCGGAAAAAUGUGUGAGGGCUCUCCAUUCGGCUUUCUUUAAGACUGAUCUUGCUGUUGCUGACCUAGUCAACCACAAUGGAAAUGGAAAUGGAACCUAAACCCUAAACCAUAAACACUAAAAUGCACUAGUAACUAACUAAUGUAUCCUCGGCUUGAUUUUAGGGAUUCUAUAAUAUAAUAGAGGGCUAUAUAUUCAGAAUGGUCACAAACCAUGACUCCAUGGAGGGCUAUGUAUUUAUUGUAAGCAAAUCCCAAAUAAUGAAUCCUUGCUUGAUUUUAGGGCUUCUUUCUAUGGACAAUUUUUACUUUUUGUAAUCUAUGG